Molecule: messenger RNA, 621 nt
Organism: Alternaria burnsii
Lineage: Eukaryota; Fungi; Ascomycota; Dothideomycetes; Pleosporales; Pleosporaceae
Exons: 1
Source: RefSeq, a predicted model, not a curated record
GUGCCCAAAGAAAAAGUCCAAUCAUUACACGACAGCAUCGGUGCGUAUUCGAGAGCUACUAGAGCAGAAUUCGAUACGGUGUGGUCUAAUCUCAACGCCCACAACACCAACCUGGAGCUCAACGAGAUUGGUACCAAUGUUGACGCAGAGCACACUAUGGUCAGUAGGGUCAAGCACGGCCUCGAAACUUCUAUCGGUACCAACAUAAACAAUGUGAUAGCAGCAGCCAGUGUGAGCGAGGAGACUUUGAUAUCUCACCUCACCACGUUGAUGUCUACCCUGGACAUAGAGGGGCGAAGACUUACCUCAAAUUUGAGUACCAUGAACCACGGCAUUAUGAAUGCACUCAGCACGCACGAGAAUAAUGCGACAUCUCGCCAUGAGCAUUUAACGACUGCCAUGGACACGAUCGAGCACAACCAAUGUGCACAUUUCGAGGCAAUGAGCAAACCAAACGACACGACCGCCUCAGCCGCUCAAAGGUCUCGCCAGGACAUCUCACAUCUCGGACAGAAUAUGAACAAAGCAACGACUGCUCCCAGAUUCCCCAGUCCGAACCUUGUAGCGUGUCGUGGAGAUGACGUUACUAUCAGCUGGAUCACAACGAAUGGCGACAGAUAA